AUGGCGGCAAAAGCCUUUGGCCCCAACGAGGCAUCCGCCCGGACAGCGCAGCCCUUCAACGCAUGGGACAUUAUCCGCCCGUCGCUCCAUGCAUCCGGGGGACCAUGGGGAUGGACUCAUUACGGCAUCUACAUCCCGCGUCUCCCACAGCCCUACCAAUACCUCAAUGUCCUCAUCCUGGUAGGACUCGUCGACCUCACCAUCUUCAACCACGCUGAAUUCGCACCCGGCGGGCCCAAGGCAGUCGUCCACGAUGCAGAACAUCUCACCACCGUCAUGACAAGCACCGCUUCCAAGGGCCACCAUUUUGUGCGCGGGUACGACUCCUCCACGGACUGCGAGUUUCCCGACUCUGGGACCCCGUUGCGCUGGGGGAAAGACUUCAGCAUGGAGUUUUCGUUUCCUCACAAGGCCGUAGUCACGGGCGCCUUCGAGACCCACGGAUGGGAGUACAGGCUCGAGUUCGACAUGAGCCCGCAGGCGGUGUGGUUCAUAGCCACCCCGUUCUACGAGCACUUGAGUCUCCCCAUCUCCGGGACGGCCAUCCUGUCCGGAGAGCCGAUUCCUAUUUCAGGCUGUAUCGAAUACGCGCGGUGCAAGCCGCCCCCGGGCCUGCCGCUCGAGAUACACGCCGCAGUGGCCAGGUCCACAAACUACUUCAUCUACCACGUUGUCGAGCUACGAGACAGCCGGCAGAUUCUGUGGGGGGAGGUACGGAACGGGUUCAUGCCGCCGCGCAAGUUUGUCCACGUGCGGACGGUUCCGGACGGCAGAGUCCUUGACGAGUACACGACGGAGCUCCGUGUUGAGCUCCUGGACGACGAGCUUGUCACGGACUCGUCGGGGAGGCAGACGAGGAUGCCGACGAAGUUCACGGCGAGCGUGGUGGUAGGAUCGGGGAGGAAAGUGCUCGAGGUUGCUGGCAGGGUGAAUACGCCGUUGAGGGACGGCGCGGGCAGGGGCUUUGUCGGCGGGUACGAUGCCGUCGUCACGUACAAGGGGGAGGAAACGAGGGCACGCGGCAUGUUUGAAUGGGUGGAUUUGGAACUGCAGGAGCAAAAGGCGAAUCUGUAA
Metarhizium robertsii ARSEF 23 is the source of this 1074-nucleotide messenger RNA. RefSeq lists its product as uncharacterized. The record is from RefSeq and is a predicted model, not a curated record. Lineage: Eukaryota; Fungi; Ascomycota; Sordariomycetes; Hypocreales; Clavicipitaceae. Bases 1 to 1074 code for a protein of 357 amino acids. The transcript has a single exon.